AUGCAGUUCAAGACCGUCGCCAUCGCUUCCUUCGCCAGCUUCGUCGCUGCCCAGGAUCUUUCUCUCCUCCCCGACUGCGCGCGCCCAUGCUUCGUCGACAACUUCCCCGUCUCAGGCUGCACUGACCAGACCGACUUUGUCUGCAUCUGCGCUUCCGAUGCGUACAAUAACGCCGUGACCUCCUGUGUCCUGGGCGCCUGCCAGACCGCCGACGUCCUUGCCGCUCUUGACUGGGCCACCAACACCUGCAACGCCGCUGGCGUGCCCAUCUAA
Molecule: messenger RNA, 273 nt
Organism: Colletotrichum orchidophilum
Lineage: Eukaryota; Fungi; Ascomycota; Sordariomycetes; Glomerellales; Glomerellaceae
Product: CFEM domain-containing protein
Exons: 4
Coding region: 1-273 (90 amino acids)
Source: RefSeq, a predicted model, not a curated record